GUACUUUUAAACAUGAGCGGUACAUCAGCUGGAGUUAAGGCCAAAUCUUAUCUACCAAACUCUCUCAAUUUUCAAGAUCGUGAGAUAUACAAGAUUGGUUUCAAUGCUUUAGAUUGUAUGCGAAGAGACGGAAAACUAUGCGAUGUCACUUUGAUUGCGGAUAAUAAUCGCUUCACUGCACACAAGAUUGUAUUGGCCGCCACUAUACCAUUCUUCAAUGGAAUGUUUCUAAGUAACAUGGCAGAAUCUACCAAAAGCGAGGUCACCAUUCACGGAGUUGACGCUUGUGCUUUAGAAGCGUUCAUUGGUUAUGCUUAUACUGGCUUAGUUCAAAUCAACCCUCGUAAUGUUCAAUCAAUCUUAGUCGGUGCCAAUUUUUUGCAGCUUAAUAAUGUUCGUAACAUCUGUUGCAGAUAUAUCAGUGAAAGAUUGACUGUCGACAUAGUCUUACCGAUAAGAAAUCUCGCCCAAAGCUAUCUAUGUACAGACUUGGUAUCUGCUUGUGAGGCAUAUAUCUACAAAAAUUUCGAAGAUAUCGCACGCACAACUUCAUUUUUUAACCUUGAAGGAUGCGAAUUGAUGGAAUUACUGGAGUCAGAUGAACUGAAUGUCAGCAGUGAAGAACGCUUGUUUCAUAUAAUUAUGUCUUGGGUUGAAUUUGAAACAAAAUCCAAUUCUGAUACUGAGACGAACUCUGUUAUAUCAGAGUCUGUUAACGUAAUUGAGCUACCUGAAUAUUAUGAUAGUAAUGUGCAUUCGAUAAAACCAUCUGUUUCAAGUGAGAUUGGUCAUCGAAAUUCGUGUUGUAAUGGUUCUUUACGUUCUACACAUCAUUUUCAUAGUUGUCAUUGUUCUACACAAAUAUUCAAUAGCAAACCCCGCACUGACUUUCUUCCAUGCCUUCUUAGGCGAAUCAGACUACCUCUAAUUCCAGUUAGCUACAUUUUCUCAGUUAUUUCGCGGCAUGAUCUUAUUCGAAAGGACAUUCGUUGUAGAGAUAUUCUAGAUGAAGUACGUGAUGUACUUCUUAUGUCAUGGAAGACGUCGGAAUUCUUUAAUUGUCGACCUAGAAAAUGUCAAGAUAUUUUCGGUGUUAUUUAUGCUGUUGGUGGUUGGAAUACAGAUCUGGAAUGUCAUGGGAUUGUGGAAACUUAUCAUCCUUCACUUGGUCGUUGGGAAUUAUCAGAAAGUAUGAUAUCUAAGCGUAGUCGUAUUGGUGUGGUUGCUUUGAAUGGACUGUUAUACGCUAUUGGAGGUUUCGAUGGAAAUUCUCGCUUACGUACAACUGAAGUAUAUAAUCCAAAAACUGGAAAAUGGGCAACCGUUGCUUCAAUGAUUUGUCGACGUAGUGCUGCCGGAGCUGCUGCUUAUGAUGGAUGUUUGUAUGUUUGCGGUGGUUUUGAUGGUCAAACAUCUUUACGUACAUGUGAGAUGUAUAUUCCAGAACAAGAUACAUGGAAGUUAAUAUCAAGCUUGAAUGAACCCAGAUCCGCUGGUGGUCUUGUCGCUCUCAAUGGUCGUCUUUAUGCUAUUGGUGGACACAAUGGUUUAGCUGUUUUUUCAACAGUAGAAUGCUAUGAAAAAGGUGGAGAUUUACCUAAAACACUUUCACCAUCCUCUCGUUUUGAAACUGAUCAUCAGAAUAGUGGUAUUCGGCAAAGUCCUAUUAAUGUAUGGUAUUCAGUAGCUAACAUGUUACAUCGGCGAUGUCGACAUGGCGCAACUGCGUUUCGUGAUCGUAUAAUUGUUGCCGGUGGUUAUGAUGGUGCUUCAUUUCUACAAAGUGUUGAAAUGUUCGAUCCUACAACUGGUCCAGAUCGUAAUGGUUUACAUGGACAAUGGACUGAAAUUUCAUCUUUGUCAGUCCCUCGUUCUCGAGUCGGAUUGGCUGUAACUGCAGGUUGUUUGUAUGCAAUAGGUGGUUAUGAUGGUAGUACUCAUCUACGAACAGUUGAAUGUUUCAAAUCUCCUAUUAAACAAAAUCCCUAUGAAUUAUCAAGUACUGUUUUACAAUCAAAAUUUAAUACACUAUCUAAUUUAUUGAACAAACCUAAGAUUUCUGAUAAUUGUAGCGAUCAUGUUGAUGGUGAUGAUGACGAUAAUAAUGAUGAUGGCGUUUCCUGUAAUCAUCAUUCAUGUUCUAUGCAAUCUGAUUUUGAGUCUAUUUCUUCAUGCAACUCAACUGAAGCGGUUACAUUUGUUAGAACAACACAAAAUGGGACCAACGAGUGUAGAAAAUAUACGCAUUCGAAAAUCCAUUCCCGUAUUUGGUUUAUUUAAUCCCUUUAUUUACUAACGCGGAUUGAGUCGAUAAUUAUAGACAAGAAUCGACGAUAUGUAUAUUUCGAUAGCAAUCAUUCAUACGAACCGGAGUCAUAUUAAGGGCCACUAAAGAGUAUCAUCAGUCCUGAUAGUCUUCAACUUUGAAGAAAUCUCAGCACGGAUUCAAAAGGCUCGAUCGGCACUUACCAACUUGAAUCAAUUGUGGUGUAUGCAGGAUAUUUAUCAAAUCAAAAGUGAGUAUACUAAGCUGCAGUUCGCCACGCUUUUUUUUAUGGCUGUGAAAUGUGGCUUUAAAAAUGCAGGAAAUUCACAGGUUCAAUCAUAGAUGCCUUGCUCGUGUAUUUCGGUACAAUUGAGUUAGCAAUUCUGAGGUUAGAUGCAGAGUAAUAGAUAAGAGUGACAAAUCGAUUGAUGAGUUAGCGAAAACUCAUUAGCCAAGGUAGUUAGGAAAUGUGUCAUGUAUGCUCAAACACCGGUCAACCCAACGGACGAUGUUUUGUAGUGCAAAUGAUGUUUGAAAGUUAACAAUGCUUGGGUAACCUUUGGCUUUAUAUCAUGGCUCUCAUGUAUAUCAAAGCCACCAUAUGAUCACUGUUAGCCCUGUAUCUAAAUCCAGUUGGAUCAUGUGGUGAUCGUUAUCGGAAUAUACAUGCCAGCUAUAUAAUUCUCGACUCAGUUUGCGUUAGAGAAUAGCGGAACAAAAUAAGUCAAAUACGAGAAUGAGGUUUGAAUACGAAUGUUCCGUACACUUAUUUAUCAUCUGCACAGGCAAUCAGGUAAACGAAGUGAAGAGAAUACAGCGAAGCGAGACAAAAUGACACGCAGUGGAGAAAUCGAGUCAACUCAAUAUAACCAAGCCUCACUCAAUAUUUAGACCAAAAAUAAGUUACAGGCAUGUAAUUAAUAGCGUAAGCAAUAAACACACAUACGAUCAAAUAAAAAGUAGUCGGGAUUAAUAAGAGUAUUGGUGACAAUCUCAAGAUGUGGCUUGAGAAGAAUAAAUAGAUUGAUCUGUCCAGAAGGUAGGAUAACCUGUUUGGGCUUAACAUAGUACCAGCCACUACAAUCAUUCGCCAGGUUCGAACAUUACGCUCCACCUACUUUUUUCAGCAACCGAAUAGUAUCAUUAACAACAAAACCUAGAGUUUAGCUCAUCAUAGCUAAGUUACUUGGGGAAUGAAUUUAAAAGGUACCAUUUUCAUGUAACGGAGACUGCUUUGUGUAUUAUAGUUGUUAUUUUUUUAAUGUUUAACGUACCUAGUUGUUUCCCACAUAUUGUAUCUUAUCCCCUUGCGGAUUUUCUUUAACUCUUUCCUCCCUCCUCCAGAAAACUAUGAUGUUAGAAAAGUUAAAACCUAAGCCAAUUAGUCAUCAACCAUCUAUUCCAUCCGCUUCAGUUAAUAUCAAUUGUAAUGGUGGUACUUCCACAUUAUCUUCUGUCAUCCCAUCUUCUUCUAAUCCUUUCGCUGAUUGGCAAUGGUCAUCUGGACCUUCAUUAAUUGCACAUGAGGGAUGGGUUGGUAUAUGUGUCCUCCCUUUUGACCAAUCUUCUUCAGUCCAUUAAUUUCACAUAUUCGUAACAUUAUUAUCAGUGUAGAAAACAUAACUCUGCUUUGUUUUACAAAUAUGUAAAUCCGUCGUUUUUUUUCAUUUUGGUGGAAAAAAGAUGUUUCACGUUCCAUAACUGUUCUGUUGAAGUUAAUAUUUCAAUUGCAUACUGUAUAUACCUUAUUUAUUAAUCUAUUUAUUAUGCGGAGACACAUUUGUACUGAUAAUCUGUCGUUACAUGUGACUAUGUAACUAAUUGAUAUAUUUCUGUUUCGUUUGUAUAGAUUGUUUUCUGACAUUAAUUUAUACUUAUACUCAUUUAUAUUCUCUAGCUUUCUUUCAUGUGUAUAUGAUUUCAGUUAAAUAUUUUAUUAUCUCUAUGUAAAUAUCCUUAUCGUAUCUUUUUUUGUAGAUUUUGCAUUUCUCACUUUCUUUUUUUUGUUGUCUUACACGAUGGUUCAAUUAUGUGCAUUUGUUUCUUACUACGAUAAUUGAAUCCCCUUUUUUUAAAUAUAAAAAUAAAAACAUCUUUAUGAUGACAAUUGUUUCUUAAACAGAAAUGUCUGCAAUUGGUUGAAUAUUAAAAAAGAACUUGAUAAAAUUAUAUUGAUUUUGCACAAUCAAAUUGAUUUACGUUUCCCCCAUCUCCCUGAUCGUUGUUAUUUUAUAUUGAAACCUGUUAUUAUCCUGGGUUUUUUUGAAACUAGUUUAGCAACUAAAAUAUAUAUAUUUCCAAAA
Molecule: messenger RNA, 4569 nt
Organism: Schistosoma curassoni
Lineage: Eukaryota; Metazoa; Platyhelminthes; Trematoda; Strigeidida; Schistosomatidae
Source: the annotation of a GenBank genome assembly